AUGUUUUGCCAUGUUGUCGUCAAGGAGGAGGAUCGCAAGUAUCACCGUUACUUGUGGCGUGACAUGGAUUCAACAAGACCGCCAGAUGUUUAUGAAAUGAACUGUUUUGUAUUUGGUGACAAGUCCUCACCCUGUGAAGCGAACUUCGCAGUUAUCCGUAGGACGGAAGAUAACCAGGAUCAAUGGCCAGAAGCUGCAGCUACAGUCAGGCGAGACACCUUCGUGGACGACUUCUACAGUUCCUGCAAUGAUAUGCCGCAGGCAGCUUCCUUGAGAGCUGAUGUCUCAUCCCUGAUGGCUAAGGGUGGUUUUCCUAUGCGAAAGUGGCUAUCCUCUUCACCGGAAGUGCUGAUAACGAUACCGGAAACCGAACGGAGUAUCUCGAAUGAAAACUUACAGCAAGGUGUGUUGCCAACUGGUCGAGCAUUGGGAGUUCGGUGGGAUGUACGAUCAGACACUCUAUGACUCACUUAUGCACAUGUUGAACGUCCAUCCACCCAGUCGACCAAACGCGGUAUUCUAGCCAAAUUAGCUGGCCUAUAUGAUCCACUGGGAUGGUCGAGUCCAUUUACGGUACGUGUAAAAAUCACCCUGCAACGCACAUGGUCCAGAGGACUAGAUUGGGAUGAACCCUUACCAGUCGACAUCGCAUCUGAAUGGGUUAAGUGGGAAUCCGAGGUCGCAGCCCUAAAGGCUUUCGCAGUACCACGGUACAGUUACAGUCUGUCAUCAGAAACAUUGACGAGAGAGCUUGUGGUUUUCUGUGACGCCUCGGAAGAUGCCUGCGCAGCUGUCGCCUAUAUGCGUGCAGUACUUGUGGACGGUGAAGUCAUAUGUCACCUAGUCAUGGCGAAGACACGCCUCGUGCCAUUGAAAACGAUCUCCAUUCCCAGAGGAGGGCUGAUGAGUUAA
This is a messenger RNA of Paramuricea clavata, 912 nucleotides long. Lineage: Eukaryota; Metazoa; Cnidaria; Anthozoa; Malacalcyonacea; Plexauridae. The record is from the annotation of a GenBank genome assembly.